CUCGCCGGCUCUAUUCCGGCUCUCCUUAGUCUUCACCCCGAGCUGCAAAACCCUGUAUUGCUUAACCGCCAUGGCAUUGGGUGCAAGUCCUUCAGUGAGUACGGCACUGCAAGUCGGUGCUGUCGUACUGCUGUUAGGCAUUAUCAUUUGCUCCAUGAUAUCGCGAUCUCGUCUGCCUCCUGGUCCUAAUCCCAUUCCGAUACUUGGGAAUCUGUCGCUUCCUGUGCCAUUCCGGCCGAAGUUUGAGAAGUGGGCUAAGGAAUAUCCUGACGUGAUGACCCUGCGCGUGCUUGGUAUUCCUAUCAUCGUUGUCAACACUAGGCAGUCAGUUUUGGAGGUUAUGGAGAAGCGCGCCGCAGCGACUGCUGGUCGACCCCAUCAGAUUAUGGCAGACGAGCUCUGUGGCUUGGCUCCUGACCCCUUCCGCUCGAACGACUGGGAUAUGCACAAGCAGUACCGCCGUCUAUUCAACUCGGUUCUGGGACCACGUGCUAUCCAGGCCUACUGGGGCACUCAGACACGCCAAAUGCACCGCGCUGCUCUGGAAAUUUUGGGAGCACCCGAUAGACAUAUGGAAUUUAUUCGUCGAGCUGUUGCAGAUAUAGCAUUUCAAAUUGCUUAUGGAAUCGAAAUUGAAUCGUACGAUCAUCCUAUGGUCAAGCGUGUGAACGAGGGCUUGCGAGUUGUUGAAAGAGUUGUUGUUCCUGGAAAUUUCAUUGUCGACAUCAUUCCGUUUCUUAGAUAUCUUCCUACUUGGUUCCCUGGAGCAGGCUUCAAGAAGCAAGCCGCAGAAUGGCGUGCACAUUUUGAUGCCACGAGGAAUAUGCCUUAUGACGCGGUUAAGGCGGACAUCGCGUCCGGUUCGAGCAAAUCCUGUCUUGCUGUGGCGAUGAUCGAGCACGAUGCAGAGUCGAAGGAUGAUAAGUACGGAGAGAAUAUGAUUAGGUGGGCUUGCGCUAGUGUGUAUGGGGGUGGGGCAGACACCUCAGUCGCUGCACUGCAAUCAUUCUUGGCAGCUAUGGUGAUGUAUCCGGAGGUGCAGUCCAAAGCACAGGCCGAGCUCGAUAGAGUGGUUGGGAGGGAUAGACCUCCAACUCUGGAAGACUGCGAGCUACUGCCGUAUUGCAAUGCCAUCGUGGAAGAAGUGCUCAGGUGGCAGCCUGUGACAACCGUAGGCCUCCCGCAUUCCAUGGUGAAUGAUGAGAUCUACAAUGGAUGGCUUCUUCCCAAGGGAGCGAAUGUUUUACCCAAUAUCUGGGCCAUGACUCGCGACGAAAGAGACUUCCCACAAGGAGAUAAAUUCAUGCCGGAGCGAUACCUGACACCGGAAGGCAAGACGAAGGAAGAGCUUCCGGGACGUCAGAUUCCUCUCUUGUUUGGGUUUGGGAGACGUAUUUGUCCCGGUUGGCAGUUGGCGGUAGCCAACCUUUUUGCGGGGAUUGUCGCUCUUCUUUGGUCAAGCACCAUGUCUGCGGAGCCAGGGACCGACAUCAAGUGGAUAGAGCAUAUUGCGAUCAAUCAUGCUUUGGAUUUUCCCCUCCAGGCUAAACCUCGCUUCCCAGGCGUAGAGGAUGUUCUUCGCAGUACGCUAGCAGAAUGAACGUGUCAUGUUCUUCCAGACACUGAUCUUGUUUCUCCACCUAUUUACAAUGUGAAUAACAUAAAUGAC
Molecule: messenger RNA, 1669 nt
Organism: Dacryopinax primogenitus
Lineage: Eukaryota; Fungi; Basidiomycota; Dacrymycetes; Dacrymycetales; Dacrymycetaceae
Product: cytochrome P450
Exons: 10
Coding region: 71-1600 (509 amino acids)
Molecular function (GO): heme binding; oxidoreductase activity, acting on paired donors, with incorporation or reduction of molecular oxygen; iron ion binding
Source: RefSeq, a predicted model, not a curated record